Molecule: messenger RNA, 5956 nt
Organism: Cephus cinctus (wheat stem sawfly)
Lineage: Eukaryota; Metazoa; Arthropoda; Insecta; Hymenoptera; Cephidae
Product: receptor-type tyrosine-protein phosphatase zeta
Exons: 12
Coding region: 1012-5265 (1417 amino acids)
Biological process (GO): protein dephosphorylation
Molecular function (GO): protein tyrosine phosphatase activity
Source: RefSeq, a predicted model, not a curated record
CCAAGUUGUAUAGCACACUCCACAGUUUGAGAGCCUCGAGCAAGCAAAGCAGCUCACAGCACUGCUGGCACCAGGGAGACGUCAGUCUGGUUUCGGUGUCCACGCCGAACGUUCGCAGUGGUAAUAGCUGUAACGCUGAAUUUCGUCUUUGAAUCCACCUGGUCCUUGUGUACUUUAUAACGUUUGAAAAGCACUGUACAUCAAGCCACUUUCCAAAGCCUAAGAUAGGGCUGAACAAAAAUAUAUAAAGAGAGAGUGUGUUAAUACAAUAAUUAAAUACCGGUCCGCGAGUGCAGUUGUUAUUUAUUUAUUUAUCUUUCUUUUAAAAGCACAGUACCGUUUUUGUGAUGAUGCAUUAUAAGAAGGAAUGCAGCAAUGUAUAUAGACAAAAGCGUGCUGUAGAAUGCGUCGCCAUGGAGACCAAGUGUUGUGCCUUAGGGGUGUAGUGGAAUAACCGGUAAAAUAAAAAAGAAAAGAAACGGACACGUGAUUCUAGUAAAGGGCUCUUAUCGAGCAAUCGAGAAAUUUGUAUAAAUUUCUUGAAUGACAAUUAUGACAAUUUUUUAUUGCAUCUUCGAAGAUCUUCGGUCCUAAUCUGCUCUCUCAGAAUACACUACAGUCUAUGCAUCUCCAGCAGUGACUUCGUUCACAAUUACCGGCAGUUCUAUGCAUGGAGUUUUGUUGAGCAAUCGUAGUAAAUGUCAGUCGGGGAAUUGUUACUGCUUAGUUAUAUGUAUAUACGAAUACAAUUUAUGUGUAUAUAUAUAUAUAUAUAUAUAAAAGCAGAGAGCGUACAAGUCUAACCUGACUUUGUUUGACAUCUUGGCUCGCAUUACAGCUAAACAGCUCACAGGCAAAGUGUCAUCUCAGAGAAAUAUAAGAACGAUCGUUGCACUUUCCUUUGGCCUUGUCGCUCCUCUCUAUGUGAUUUAACUACCGACUACAGUGACGGCGGCACAGCUACCGUGAUAAGAUAAAGGUAUCUCAAGAGGAGAGCCAACGAAUGUGGAGAUGACGCAAGGAGGCACGAGCAUCGCCUCGAGAGUAGCCGAAGGCAUUACCCAAGCAUCACCGAUAUCACUGUCAAGAGUAGUGUUGCUCUUCCUGUUACCGGUACUGUUGCUGAGACAUGUCACAGCUGAAACGACAACUUCCUCCGUGUCGGUAAAACCUGAACUGUUUUACAAUGAUAAGGCUACGGAACCGAAAUACGGUCACAGAACCAUCCAGGAAGCUGGUGUCUUGGAGAGUAAAAAUGAAAACGCCGAAAGUACCGCAGAAGCAGGAAAUCGAAGCUGGAAGAAAAGUGGACGUAAAAUUCGCAAUCGCGAUGAACAGGAGCCUCUCAACAGUGAGAGUGACCUCUUGCAGAUCCCGACAAUUGCAACGAUCGACUUAGAAGAUCGGUCUAGUACUACGGGUAAGGAGGAAGUUGGGUCGACCUCACAGAAACUGAUAUCGGAAAUGACGACCCCGGUUGUCUCACAUCUGUCUCAUCAGAGCAUUGAGAAUAAAAAUAUAGAGAAAUUUGGUAAUUCUGAGGAUGAUUUUGAUAGUAAAACCGAUACUGACGGCAAAGGUGUUCCUAGUAAACCGAUAUCUUUGUUAAAUGAUACUCUUGUGAACUAUCAUAAGCUUUCGUUAGAGAAAGAUGAGAGAACUGACAUUAAUGGCAGUGCGCGUAAUUCCACUGGAACCGCAGUACACACCGGAACUAAUUUAUUGUCUGACAAUGUCAAUGCCAAGUACGAAGAGUAUCAACCUAAACAGGAAGUUGAACUUCUUGGAAAUGAUUCCUACCUGAUGACCAGUAUGAAACUACAUUCAGGGCCUAGUACUUCUACGAGUGAAAUUGAUGAAGAAUCUAAUUUCUUCACGACUAUCUUAGCGUCUAGCUCACCGAAUCCAAAUGUAAAUGAUCAGAAGGACGUUGAUAAAGAAAAGAGGAAGAAAAAAAAGAAGACGAUGGCUAUGACUGUGACAGGUGAUCCUGAUAAUGAAAAUCAGGACACCAGGUCGACGAGCAGUACCAGCAUAAAUAUUCCUGAUAACAUGACUGAUAGCGAUAUCAAUGUAUCCCAUAAUGAGUCGUUCAAUGAGAAAGGGUGGCCUUAUCCUUACGCAACUAGUUUUCAUCACUUUGCUUACGGCGGAAAAGAGAAAACGACUGAACGGGGAGAGAUCAGUGUGACAUCCCCUAAAACCGUAAAAGAAACUCUUCAGUAUGGAAAUGCUAUAGGAAAUCAAGAAUCAAUUUCAAAGGAAGCAUUAGACGUAUCUUCUUCAACAGUUCCUCAACCUGUGUUAACGACUCCAAGCACUAAGCCUAUUCACAGUAAAAGAUCAGGUAACUUCAGUAAGGUUGAAUCCUCAACUUCCCAAUUAUUUUUUUCAACAACCACACCAACAGUCAUGACCACCCUAAUGACACUGACUUCAACAUCCUUACCCAUUAGUUCAGCAAGUACAGAAGCUAAUGACAACCUGACACAGAGUCUGACGACGAACUUCAACCCGAAUUCAACAUCUUCAACAGUUACUACGACUACUACUACUACUGCUGUCACGAUGAAUUCUGGCAACGUUACCACGACGGUAACAGAAGCCGAGGAGACAAAUACGAGCUCGGUCAAUCCUCAAACAACCAGCAACGAGAUUCAGAGCGAUUUAACAUAUUCUAGUCCUAUUCUUUUGCUGCCUAACGUAACUGAACCCGUCCAAAAAUAUUUAUCUACGAUGGCUGCUGAUGAUUUGACACUGUCCCGGACUACCCCUGGACCAGACACUAACGGUACGGCCCCACUUGCUACAUUGUCACCGUCCAGCACUACUGAAACUGUCGCAAGUCCCUCAUCCGUUGAAAAUUAUAUCAACGAUUCCACUAAUGAACCCUCGCACGAUGCCAUCACCGAGAAUGAAACAUCCAAAACAUCAAUGGAAUACGAAUUUGUGGGCUUGACGGAACCUACACCAUCCGAGAAAUAUGUGGCUAGUACAGAAAAAGAAAAAAUUUAUUCAUCGACGGAGAAAGAUCACCGUGACGACGUGAUGUCAACAAGUACUGACCAAUUAACAGAGACCUGGACAUCCACUCCUAAUGUUGAAGCGACGACAAUGGGCGAUAAUGAUUCUUUGGUUAAUUUAAAUAACGAGACUCUUCGACCAAGAAUGCUGGAAACCAGUGAAAAUGAAGAAUCGUCAGCGACGACUAUUUAUCCCAUUGUUUUUAAUAGUGACAAUACUACUGAACUUUAUGUCACAGACAGUGAUGAAGGUUUGAAUACUACUACACCUGUCAUUGUAAACUCAACUCAAUCUACUUUGAACCUUGACACGUUAACCGAUGAUGAGAACGUAUCUACUUUGUCAUCAAUCAGUUUGGGUUCUGGAAAUUCAAAUUCCCAGACCACAGAUGUCACUAUUGAGGUUUCCAAUUCCUCAACUGAAUUUACGACAAUCAGCACUGUUGACUAUACUGUAGAAAGUACAGUUAAUAACACUGUAGAAAGUACAAUUGAUACCACAGUGGGCAGUACAAUUAACGACACUGUUGAAGGUACAGUUGAUAACACUGUGGGAACUACUGUUAACAACACUGGGAGAGCCACAGUGUAUAACACUAUGAGAACUACAGUUGACUAUACUAUGAGAAGUACAGUUGAAAGCAUUGUUGAAAAUUCAACAAGUACUGAGAUCACUAAUGACAGUACUACGACAAAAACCUUAAUGUCAACGUCACCAGUGACAGCGUCAACGUCAACAUCAACAAUGAUCGUACCGCGAAAGACUGUUGCUCCUGAAGAGAUGACGGUUCUUGUCAGGAUCGUGUUUGAAGGCAGCUGGAGCGAAGUCUGUAAAAAUUUACCAGAACUUCAAAAUUCCCUAGCAAAACUACUGACGUUAGGAACGGAGAAGUACGUUUCACCGUAUCAGAUAGUCUUUCAUCAAGCUCAGUGCCAAAACACUUCGGAGACGUCGGCAUCGAACUCGACGCUCACCUCAGUCCUCGUCUACGUCCUGGAUGAAGAUGGAAACUUUGAUGCUAACAUGACAGAACUACUUCCAAGCUUGCAUAAGAUGUAUCCCAUAGAAACUGCAUUGCCAAUCCAUAGCUUUCUUCUGGUUCACGAAUCUGAUUCCGGUAAUGCCAUAGCAGUUGUGGUAGUCUCCUGCGUCGCCUUCAUAUGCUUGGUCCUACUAGCUGGCCUCUUGUUCAUCAUGAGAAAGAGGCAGACGACGCCUUUCAGUAGUUACGGUAGACGAUGUCGUCCGAUUUCUUUGGACGCUUACAGAGUGGACAGUGUAUCGGCAUACAACAGCGUAAGACGUAAAGGCAUUACCAGGGCGUCAAAGAGGAGUUACGGCAACCCAACCUUUGAAGAUUCUACUGUCACGCCGAGCCACCCUCUGAAUUUUGGUGGUCUCUCAACCUUCUGCAAUGACAAAAACGCCAUCGCCGAAGAAUACGCAAGCAUUCCCCAGGUCUCAAGUUGUGUAGACGAGGUACCUGUAGGCGCAGAAUCGAAAAAUAGGUACGCCAACGUGAUACCUCUACCUGAGACCAGGGUUCCUUUGCAAAGACUGAACAAUGAUCCUCUCACAGAAUACAUUAAUGCCAGCUACGUCCGGGGACCAAAGAAUGCUUCCAAGUAUUAUAUAGCCUGUCAAGCGCCCACGGAAUCCACCGCCACUGAUUUCUGGCGAAUGAUCUGGGAGCAGCAAAGUAAGGUGAUAGUGAUGCUGACGGACUUUGUAGAAAAUGGUGUGGAAAAGUGCACCGAGUACCUGCCACCUUCGGAGGUAACGGAUUGUCACAGACUCUACGGAGACUAUCAGGUCACGCUGAAGAAACGGGAGACCAAAGAGAAAUACGCCAUUUCAACGCUUCACUUAAAGAACCUGGAGAACAACACAUUCAGGGAGAUCUUUCACAUCUGGUACCUGUGGCCUUCCAACGGCGUCCCUAACGACGCUGCAGGCCUAAUCGCUGUCCUCUUAGAGGCUAGAGCCUUGCAGCGGGCGGUAUCCGGUCCAAUGGUGAUACAUUGCAGUCCAGGAACAGGUCGCACAGGUACUCUCAUUGCCCUUGAUCUGGGGAUCAGACAGUUUGAAGUCACAAGGACGGUUGAUGUCCCACGUGUCGUCUAUACUAUAAGAAGGGAUAGAGCCGGUGCUGUUCAAACAAAGGAACAAUAUGGUUUUAUCUACAAGGCUCUGAAUUUGUACGCGACAAAACUCGCUGGAGGAACACUCGAAUCUAUGUGAUGCUGCUGUUUGAGCUAUUGAACUAUUGAGCGUGCAAAGUUUGAAUUGACAUGAAAAAUUUGUCAUCAGAGAAGAAAACUCAUGAGUCAACGACCAAAGUGAUAUUGAGUGAAUCUAAUUGAUAUUAACGAUGUUAAUACCCUGAGUCAUCAUUUUGUUUUAAUGGACUAUCUUUAUACUAUGUAUAUAUACUAAGAUUUGAUUUAUGUAUACUAAGAUUUAAGAAAUCCUACGUAAAAUGGCGAAAUCAUAAGGAGAAAAAAAACUAUUCGAAUUCAAACGCCAUUUGUUUGAACGGUCUAUACUUUUAUUGUUCUUGUUGACAUUAUCAUUGUUAUUGUUAUUGUUAUUGUACAGACAGUACUCUGUAUAUGGUAUAUACAUUAUACUCUAUUGCUUUGCUCCAGUCGUUCGUGUAAAGGAGCAGCUCUCUACUCUUAAUACUCUUGUAUAUAAUACAUAUUUGCACAUGCAUAUAGGAUGUUUAUUAAAACAUUACUUUCAAUUUUAACUUAUGUAAGUUCCAUGUAAAUCUAUCCACUCGUACCUCCAGGUAUGAUAAUCGUCCAUUUAAUGGUCCUGUAAUUACUCCUUUAAGAAACUCCAAACAUCAAUUUUUGUCUUGGUCUUCCUGCAAUUUAUUUAUAAGAAUCAAUAAAUUCUAUACUUAUAUAAGAUGUAAACUCUCAAA